Molecule: messenger RNA, 644 nt
Organism: Neopelma chrysocephalum (saffron-crested tyrant-manakin)
Lineage: Eukaryota; Metazoa; Chordata; Aves; Passeriformes; Pipridae
Product: sortilin-like
Exons: 5
Biological process (GO): endocytosis; vesicle organization; Golgi to endosome transport
Cellular component (GO): Golgi apparatus
Source: RefSeq, a predicted model, not a curated record
CCGAUUCCCCCUGUCCCAGAACGGGCUCUGGAUCUCCACGGAUUUCGGGGAGCACUGGCGGGAGAUCCACAAAUCCGUGUGCUUGGCCAAGUGGGGCGAGAACGACACCAUCUUCUUCACCGCGUUCCUGAACAAUUCCUGCAAAGCUGAUCUGGGAUUCCUGGAGCUGAAGAAAACCCCCGACCUGGGACGAUCCUUCCGGACCAUCGGCUCCCGGAUCUACUCCUUCGGGAUGGGCGGCCGCUUCCUCUUCGCCUCCGUCAUGACGGAGCAGGGCACCAUGCGGCGCAUCCACGUGUCCCUGGACCAGGGGGAUUCCUGGAACAUGGCCCAGCUGCCCUCGGUGGGACACGAGCAGUUCUACUCCAUCCUGGCCGCCAACGACGACCUGGUGUUCAUGCACGUGGAUGAGCCCGGCGACACGGGAUUCGGGACCAUCUACACGUCGGACGAGCGCGGGAUCCUCUACUCCAAGUCCCUGGAGAGGCACCUGUACACCACCACCGGCGGGGAGACCGACUUCACCAACGUCACCUCCCUGCGCGGCACCUUCAUCACCAGCGUGCUGGCUGAGGGUGCGCUGGGAUCCACCCGGGAUCUGCCCCUGGGAUCCACCCGGGAUCCACCCUGGGAUCCUCCUCUGG